UCAGUACAAGAUGGCGGAGGGGGACGAGGUAUCACGGAGGCAGCAGCCGCACCAGGGGCUGCGGCGCCGGCGGCGGACCAGCGACCCAAGCACCGGGGUCAACCACGUCUCGUCCACGACCUUGCUAGGUGAGAAUUAUGAAGAUGAUGACCUAGUAAAUUCUGAUGAGGUUAUGAAGAAACCAUGUCCAGUACAGAUUGUUCUUGCUCAUGAAGAUGACCAUAACUUUGAGCUUGAUGAAGAAGCUUUGGAGCAGAUAUUGCUACAGGAGCACAUUCGUGAUCUUAACAUAGUAGUGGUAUCCGUGGCAGGAGCUUUUCGUAAAGGGAAAUCAUUUCUACUGGACUUCAUGCUUAGAUAUAUGUAUAACAAGGAUUCUCAAAGUUGGAUUGGUGGAAACAAUGAACCAUUGACUGGUUUUACAUGGCGAGGUGGUUGUGAACGAGAAACAACAGGCAUACAAGUCUGGAAUGAAGUGUUUGUGAUCGACAGACCUAAUGGAACAAAAGUGGCUGUGCUGCUAAUGGAUACUCAGGGUGCCUUUGAUAGCCAGUCAACAAUCAAAGACUGUGCAACAGUGUUUGCUCUGAGCACUAUGACUAGCUCAGUCCAGGUAUAUAAUUUGUCUCAGAAUAUUCAAGAAGAUGAUCUUCAGCACUUGCAAUUAUUUACAGAGUACGGCAGACUUGCAAUGGAAGAAAUCUACCAGAAACCAUUUCAGACAUUAAUGUUUUUGAUUCGAGAUUGGAGUUAUCCUUAUGAACAUGCAUAUGGUUUGGAAGGUGGAAAACAAUUCCUUGAAAAGAGAUUGCAGGUAAAACAAAAUCAACAUGAAGAGCUACAGAAUGUAAGGAAGCACAUUCACAAUUGUUUCUCAAAUCUUGGUUGCUUCCUUUUACCACAUCCUGGUCUUAAAGUUGCAACUAAUCCUAGUUUUGAUGGGAGAUUGAAAGAUAUUGAUGAAGACUUUAAACGAGAGCUUCGAAAUCUGGUUCCAUUGCUGCUUGCCCCUGAAAAUUUGGUAGAAAAAGAGAUAAGUGGAUCUAAAGUCACUUGUAGAGAUCUUGUAGAAUAUUUUAAGGCUUACAUUAAAAUUUAUCAAGGAGAAGAACUUCCACAUCCAAAGUCCAUGCUUCAGGCAACAGCUGAAGCUAAUAAUCUUGCUGCAGUAGCAGGAGCAAGAGAGAUUUAUUGCAAAAGUAUGGAACAGGUAUGUGGUGGGGACAAGCCUUACAUUGCACCUUCAGAUCUGGAGCGAAAACACCUGGAUUUCAAGGAAGUGGCGAUUAAACAGUUUCGCUCAGUAAAAAAAAUGGGUGGAGAUGAAUUCUGCCGUCGUUAUCAGGACCAGCUUGAAGCUGAAAUUGAAGAAACCUAUGCAAAUUUUAUAAAGCACAAUGAUGGCAAGAAUAUCUUCUAUGCUGCUCGUACCCCUGCCACACUGUUUGCAGUCAUGUUUGCCAUGUAUAUAAUCUCAGGACUGACUGGCUUCAUUGGCCUAAACUCUAUAGCUGUCUUGUGUAACCUGGUCAUGGGGUUGGCACUGACAUCUCUUUGUACUUGGGCAUAUGUUAAAUACUCUGGGGAGUUCAGAGAAAUUGGAACAAUGAUUGAUCAGCUUGCUGAAACACUAUGGGAACAGAGGAGUCCCAGGAAGGUGUUUUCCAAACUGUUUGAAGUUACUAGACGCCGAAUGGUUCAUCGUGCUCUUUCAUCAGCACAGCGACAGAGACUGUCAUCCAACAAUAACAAGAAGAAAAAUUAGACAGUAUUUUAAACUUUUUUCUCUAUCUGAAGUGUUCACACUUAUACAUGUAGGACAAUAAGCAGGACCGUCUGGGCCGGUCUGCAUAAAUGCUGUGUACAUACCAGAUUUGAUGCUGCAUAUAGGGUAUGGAAUUGCACAUCCAUCUCAUAGGACUGUACAUGGUUUGAAUAAGAGGAAAGUGAUUUUUGUUAUAUUAUAAAAUGUCUAACUGCAUUAUUUGUAGCAUUGUAACUUUUUUGGGGGAGAAGCAUCUUUUUAUUUUCCACAUUCCUGGUUAUUUUCUUCAUUGCUUUGAAUUGAAUUUUUAUAUCUAUUUUUAUAUGUAACUCUUUUUUUACCUCAUGUUUUUAUUUGUUUUGCACAUUUCUCAUACCACAGGUAUUGAAGCCCCUGGGUGAUAAUUUGAUGGAGGAAAACAUAAGGCAGUCUGUAUCAAACUCCAUCAAAGCAGGCCUGACUGACCAGGUGUCUCAUCAUGCCCGGUUACAGACGGACUGACAGUUCAUCUCCUCAUGGACUCCACUCCCUCUUUUUUCAUGCUUGCUGUACAAUGAGAACUCCAAUACAAAUAAACCAAAGUUUACAAUCAACUGUAGAAGUAGUUUAGUACAACUGGCUUCACAUAUGGCUGCCACAGAGUGUGAAAAUUGUUGGUUGGUUUUAAGCAUUCUUUUCAUGGCUCCUAAGGCAUGGAGAUUAGCUGAGGAGCAGUAGUUUAUCAUGCACAGUUGUGCCAUGUUUUUAAUUCUUUUUCUUUUUACUUAAUCUAAUGUUAGUGAAAUUUGUGUUAUGUAAAAGGAUAUUUCAGGGAAAUAUUUUAAGAAAUCUAUUUAGAGUCUAACACAGUGUCCCAUUGACUUUUAAUUUUUAGAGAAGUUAUGAAUCACUGUAUAAAGAAUCAGAUUGGAAUGACAAUGAAGCCUUUAUUGAGCCACUACAUUAAAAGUAUAUAUUGCUUUACUGCCUUCAGUACCAGUAUUACAUAAAUGCAUGUAUCAGAAACUUCACAGAAAUUACAUGACAACUCUUGUAGCUGAGAAAGUGAUUCUGAGGUGUACAUUUGUCUUGCCUUUUUAAAUUUAUAAACCUGCCCUAAAAGGAGAUGCAUAUCUGGGAAACUGAACUGUCAUUAUGCAGUUUAGCCUUCAUGUACAUAAAAUAUGCCAUUAAUUUUAUUGGGGGAGAAAUUCCAUCCAAAAAUGUUGCCUACACCUAUGAGUUAAGAGUGUCUGUACAGUGUGUAGCUUUUAUUUUCUAAACUCACAGAUAGGGCAUGUAUAUGAAUUAUAAAUAUAUAAAUAACGAUUUUGUAUUAAAAGUUUUGUAGUUUAUGGCAAAAUCUGGUUCUGUGGUAGGCUAAUAAGUGCAGUCCCUGUGAAGGAAUGUUUGUGGCUCACGUCAGUGUGUGAAUUCAUAGACUUUGAAGUUUUUGAUAUAUUUGUGAUAUUUAUCUUCCUUGAGCACUGCAAUCUACCCCCCCCCCCCCAAGGGAAUCCAAUGGGAAUGUUGAUCGUGACUUUGUCCUCUGUUGCAUUUUAAAGUUAU
Messenger RNA from Molossus molossus (Pallas's mastiff bat), 3313 nucleotides. RefSeq names its product atlastin GTPase 2 (gene ATL2). The record is from RefSeq and is a predicted model, not a curated record. Gene Ontology annotation, molecular function: GTP binding; GTPase activity. Bases 11 to 1765 code for a protein of 584 amino acids. The transcript has 14 exons. Gene Ontology annotation, biological process: protein homooligomerization; endoplasmic reticulum organization. Lineage: Eukaryota; Metazoa; Chordata; Mammalia; Chiroptera; Molossidae.